AUGUAUGCUCACAGCUUGGAAGUGAAACACAAUCCAUGGCUGAUGUUUAUCCAAUCAUCGGGGAGUGUCUUCCUCGAAGGAGGAGUUGGAGCUUUGGCGCAGCAUCUGGAGACCGCUUCCAGCCUCAAGCUGGAAGAAUAUUUCGGCUACAAUGUCGUCAGCAAUUCUUCGACCAUUAUUGACGGCAGCAGCAGCAUCAGCAGCAUCAGCAGCACUACAACAUUCAAGCCGAGGACCGUUCUGUUGGCAGCUAAAUCAGCCGGCGGAGAGGGGAGUGACGUAGAUGCCAACAACAUACAGGAUCUACUCAAUGAUACCGAUUCUGAACUUUCCUCCCUAUCGCAUGUUGAUGCUCCCAACGAUGUCCUGUAUAUGGUGUGUGGAGUUGUCAUUGCCAUGCUCCUCGUGGGCCUCAUCAUAGUUUUAGUAGCAGUCACAAUCAGCAAGCUGAGAAAGCGCGAAGAAUCGUCCGUGAGCCCGGUGUCCACCAAUGUGGAGGCCCAGCACAAUAGCAGUAGUAAUCAUCACAACAGCCAUCAGCAGCACUACCAUCAUACUAGCAGUAAUAACAACCACAGCAGCAACAACAACAGCAGUGGCCAGCAACAUCAUCACCAAAAUCAGCAGCAGUAUCUGGCCGAGAACGGUUACUCGAUACCGCCUCCGGUGGCGUUCCGACAGAGCCCAUCCAGUGUGUGGGUGUUUCCACCUCUGCCACCGCAACCUAACCUGUACCACAUCAACGCCAAUAGUCAAGACGCGUUAGUGCACAACGAGAAAACCGGCCUGAAAGGACUAAAGCGGCAGCUAUCAGGUCGCUUCAAGAAGCUGGUAUCCCGGAAAUCACAAGAACCGGUUGCCCCGACGAUACCGCCCGAGCUGAAACCGCAGCUUAAGACGAUCUAUGUUUAUUAAUAAUAAUAACAACAAAAACAACCAAGAGUAAUGCUACAACAAACUACUACUACGACUACUACUACAAAAUUAAUUUAUAAUUUAGAACGCUGGUCAACAAAUGAUUUCGCUAGUACGUUACUACUAUUUGCAGAAAGCAACUACUGUCUUUAAACAAAAGCAUGAAACAACGUUACAACUACUGCACCAAACAGUAUCAGAGCGAGAAAGGUGCGUGGUUUUUUAAAACACGUUUUAGAACACCCAGCGAUUUCCCAGGGUAGUAGGAUACUGAAAAUCGCGACUUUUUUUUUCGUUUGUAAACACCCACGCGCCCUACCUCAUAGAAGGAGGGUAAAGUAUUCCAUUAGGUUUUGUCGUUCAAUGUUUUCAAUCGUUUUUGUAACAGUGUUUAUCCUUCAAACAACAACCAAAAAGAACAAUUUUCAGCGGGACCAAUAACUUUUCAGCAGGUUUUAUUGACCUGAAAAAAAUGCGCCAUCAGGCGUUAUUUAUUGGAUUUCUUUAAAACUCACUCCUAUGUAAAUUUUGACUUAUUAAAUUCCAUCUUUUCGAAACAUUUAUUUUUUUCUCAAAACCGAUACACAGUGCAGAAACAAGCGAAAAAAUUGAAUCUGAUAUUAAUCCGUCAUUCCAGUGUUCGUCUGUCAACCCAGACGAGCACCAUUCUUUCGCUAAUGAUCCAAUGCGCAGUAAAAUUGCUUAACUUUCCCAAUAAAAAGUAAUUUAAACUAGAUAAACAAAACUCCCAGCCAAGUAGUUAGUAGAAGGAUAGAGAGAUUGGAUGCGAGCAGAAAUGCGAAAACAGUAAUUAUUAUUAUUAGUAAGCCUAGAACAAGACUGACACAAAAACUUUAAAAAACACAGAAACAAACACACGCCUAAAGAAAACCUACAAUGAAUCUAAUUAUUCUGAGCCGAAGUUUGAACAUUAGGAGGGAACUUUGAUAGUCAAGACAAGAAAAAAACAAACCAAUGAGGAAACAACAGUCACAAGUUUGUUACGAAGGUCAAGGCAAACAUUAGAUUUUCUUAGCAAUUUGUAACGGCACAAUUGCGCAGAACCAAAUUCGGUGCUGAGAAGCUAACAAAAAAACUAAGCCAAACUAAACGUCACACAUUCGACAAAAAGAGCAAAAAAGCAAUAAACUGCAGCCAACAUGUUAGCAAGGCGAAACAACUACCGAGCAAGCUUAAAAAUAGUUGGACCUUCGUAUAUUUGUAGGGAUACACUUAAAAAAUUUUUUUUUGGUAGCUACAGUCGAGCUAGAGGUAAAACAAACAAGAAAAAAGUAAAAACAAGUUCCCUCGUCGAUUGUUUUAGAUGAUACUGCAUUAGCAAGAGCAAAAACAGAAACCCACUAGGACAGAAUAGGUAGAAUCGAAAAGUGUAGGAACGAACAACAUGCUUAAAAAUUUAGAAAUACUGCUGUACGUGAUGAAUUAAGGGCACCCGGUGCUCUCGUUAGCAGAGAACGAAAAAACAGAAGCAAGAUACCAGGUAGAGAGGAUGAUUAUAUGCGCGAAGAAACAAAUGCUGCUGAUGAAGUUGUAAUAUAUUAAUUAUUAGGGACGAAAAUGGUAACUAAAUGGUAGGAAACAAAAACCCCAUCUGUCCAUGCUAGGGAGGGAAGUUCACUCACAUUGAGUGCUGCCAAAACGAGAGAGAAAGAAAAAUGAAAAACAAAAAACAAAUGUGUGAUUCCUGAGGAAAAAAGAAGAAAGUAAACGAGAACACACAACACAAAAUCACAGACGUUCAGAGGAAAUCUAUACAUAUUCUGCGAAGGUGCCGGCUAAAAGACCAGUGCCAAGCAACGGAAGUUUCGAACUGUCCGUCAUGCUUUGGCAGGGUGCGAUAGCUUUUGCAGAGGCUCGGGUGAAAACGGUGUACUUUUUUUUUCUUAAAAUACCUACAUUUGUAUUUGUUUUGUGUGGUUUCGAGAUUCAGAAAACCCCCGCGGAUGGAAGCGCAAACAAACUUUGUACGAAAAUAUUGUAAUUUAAAUAAAUGCGAUAAUUUCAAAACGUAA
Uranotaenia lowii is the source of this 2948-nucleotide messenger RNA. RefSeq names its product optomotor-blind protein. The coding region runs from base 1 to 915 and encodes 304 amino acids. NCBI's taxonomy places the organism in Eukaryota, Metazoa, Arthropoda, Insecta, Diptera, Culicidae. The record is from RefSeq and is a predicted model, not a curated record. The transcript is spliced from 7 exons.